AACGCUUCUCGUCCCACACUUCCUCCGUUGCGCUCGCUUUGCUUGCCCGACAUUCGCCUCCGCCGAACAAACGUCAACGUUCCCGCCAUGCAAUUCACGAACACUAAUACUAAUGACCUCCUGCCGCCGCUCCCGCUCGAAUUCAAUCAGAGCUGGCCGCGCGCUCGCCAAUCCUCCGUCUCCUCUGUGACUUCCUCGUGUACUUCUUCCUCGCGCGCCUCCUCGCCCACUGAGGCCUGGUCCGCCCGCCGUCAAUCCAUCACUCGCACCGUGCGCAGACACCAUCCGUACCUCGCCGGGGAGAAAUACCGUGUCGUUCUCUCGGACAAGUACGAGGAUGCAGAUGCAAUGCUCGUCCUACCCCUCCCCGCGGAUGCCGUUGACGAGAACAACAGGCCUAUUCCUGAGAAGCUCAAGCAGCACAAGGGCGGCAAGGCGUACCUUGUCGUUGGGCCUCUCGCGCGCGAGCUUCGCGAUCCUCAGAACCGCGCCCGGCUGAGGGCGGCUGUUCACCCGUACCGUUUCGUCCCGCGUAACCCUUCGACGCCCUCCAACUCCUAUGCGACACCCACGAAUUCUUCAUUCCCGCAACGCCGCGAUUCUUCGUCGUCCGACAUGUCGGGCUCGGAGAUGUCAGCGUGAACGUAACGAAUGCUUCACCUCCCUUCACCGCGAUGCACAUACUACUCCCACAUCUCCUCCUAUCACUGACGGUUCUCGAUUCCCGCUUGGACGACGGUCACGACCUUACGCUCACGCCGGACGCUGUCCUACGCCCGAUAGACGACCAGCAUGGACGCUCCGCUCGCAGCAUACCCUCCACUGUCUCCCUACAUACCACACGCUGUAUCGAUUGCU
This is a messenger RNA of Dichomitus squalens LYAD-421 SS1, 858 nucleotides long. RefSeq lists its product as uncharacterized. NCBI's taxonomy places the organism in Eukaryota, Fungi, Basidiomycota, Agaricomycetes, Polyporales, Polyporaceae. The coding region runs from base 88 to 642 and encodes 184 amino acids. The record is from RefSeq and is a predicted model, not a curated record. The transcript is spliced from 2 exons.